AAGAUAAUCGUUUAGAAUCUAAUCGAGGGCCGAAUACAAAAGAUUUCGUAUUCAAAUUUAAUUUAAUUCAGCUAACAAGCGAAUGUCUUUAGAAAGGUCGAAAUUCAUUGCGGGAGUCGGAGGCGUUGGCUCCAACGCCUUCUAUGGCUCCAUGGCCCUGGGCGCUGGCGAGGGCGCCGGUGGCCUGCUCUCCAGCGCACGGUACGGGGCGACCAUGCGACAGCCAAUAUCGAGAGAUCCCAAAUCGAAAAGUGCCAAACGACGCACCGCCCACUCCAAGGCGCCGGCCAUCUCGCUCACCGCGGAGCAGUUUGCGCGACGCACAGCGCUAAUGACGAGCAAGGUCGUCGGCAGCCUGAACAGGGCAGCGGCCAAUGCCAGCGCGAGCAGCAAGCGCCCGUACAAGAUCGGACAGCAGCAACAGCAGCAGAAGCAACAGCAGCAGCAGCAGAAGCAAAAGCAGCAACAGCAGCAGGAGGUGGCGCCCAAAAAAGCAAAUGCCACAGCUACGCUCAACCAUCGCAGUUGCAAUCGCAGCAAUGCGGGAGGCGCUGACGACACCAAUACCGAUUCGGACUACAAGUCAGCAGGAAGCAGCAACGGCAACGGCAACGGCCACGUCUGCACCUGUCGGAGGCAUGCGCCGCGCGGACGUCGGACGCUGCGAAUGCGCGCUGCGCCGGCAAAGACGAAAUGGCUGCUGUUGCCUCAGAGCAAUUUUCGCCAGUGCAGCGAGUCCUCCUCGGAGGUGAAUCAGGCGCACGAUCAAAAUGCGACCUGCAUAAGUAGUUCCAAGCAGCAGGAGCAGCAGCACACAGCGGAGAUCGCUGAGCCGAUGGCGUCCAUCGACAACAGUCAGUUGUCUGCAGCGCCAGCGUUGGCUCAACGCCAGAGCACCUCCAGCCACUCUGACUAUCAAACGACUAUGGGCGUGGCCAGCAGCAGCAGCAGCAGCAGCAGCAGCAGUAGUAGCAGCAGUAGCAGUACCAGUAGCAGCAACAGCAGCAGCGACAACUGGUCGAACAGCGAGACCUACGACACGCCGCGCACCUUUAAAUGCAACAGCAAGAGCCUUAAGCUAACGUCGACGGUCAUCAAAAUAAUGCCCGAGGUGCAAACGCGCACGCCAACGCGUGCACCAAUCAGGACAUCAGCCGCAAAGGCAGCAGCAAAAGCUGCAAAAGCAGCAGCAGCGGCGAAAGCAGCAAAAGCUGCAAAAGCAGCAGCCGCAACAGCAGCCGCAGCAGCUACCUCACUGAGGCCCAGCUCGCCCCACUACAUGAGCAAUCGGCUGCAAAUCCGGCAACAGCAGCAGCAACAGCGGCAGCAGCAGCAGCAGCCACAGCAGCUGGCGACUGCAAGGCCAGCAAGGGAGCAGCAGGAGGAGCAUCGAAGGAAGGCAGGAGUAACAGCGGCGCCGGCCAGCAGAGGGUGUGCGCCGAAAAUCGUGCGAGUGGAGCAGCACAAGGUGCCCAAGACCAUUGAGGAUGGCAUCGACAUAAGCUAUCAGCAUUUUGUGUCGAAGCCUCUGGCGCGCGGCAAGAAGCCGCUGCCCAUACGCUAUCUGUAUCGUCCGAUGGUGCGGCGGUUGAAUCAGGCGAAUCAGGUUGCAGGAGCGCGACACUCGCGUCGCAGCAGCAGCAGCAAGAAGGGGCUGAGCGAGAGCAAAAGCGAGUUGCUGGACAAAAUGGAGGAGCAGGAGCAGGAGUCGGGGCAGAGCCAGCAGCAGGGAACGGAGCUGGAUCAGGAAACAGAGCUGGAAACCGAGUCGGAUCAGCAACUGGAGCAGGAGUCGCAGCCAGACCAAGAGCCAUCGAUGCCCAAGAUCAGCAGCGAUAACGACAUCGAUGAUGGCGAAACCGAGCAGGAGUCCGCCUUUGAUAUGCCGCCGCCAAUUGUUGUGGAUGUCAAGUAUUUGCCGCUCAUAAACCAGCUGAAGAAGCAUCCGAUGCCCGAUCAGCUGGGCCGCCGAAUUGUGGUGCAGCAGCAGCAAUCGCUGCUGGCCAACGAGCAGCGCCUGAAGCAGCAGCAGCAGCAGCAGCAACUGAUGCUCGAAAAGUCCGAGCUGCGACAAGCCGAGGCCGCCGAGCAGAAGGCCAAACAAAUUGAAAUGCUCAAGCAGCAACAGAAACUGAUUGAGGAGCAGCGGCAGCUGAUCGAGGCGCAGAAAAAGCAAUUGUUGGCCCACGGUAAAAAACAGGUGCAGCCACGCCCCAUGCUAAUUGAUUUCCAGCCGAAUGCGACGCGACUCAGCAGUGUUGUUGGCGCCCAUAUCUCCUACCAUGCACCCAUACGCAUGUGCGCUGGCUCUGUGGAACCGUCCCCAAGGUCUAAUCAAACACCGUCAGCAAAAGCAAAAACAAAAGCAAAACCAACAGCAACAGCAACAACAAGGCCAACAACAGCAGCACCAAAACCAACACCAACAGCAGCAGCAACAGCAGCAGCAGCAGCAGCUGACGGUGCUGAAAGUGAAAGCGAAGAUGGGGUUGCUGUGAAGGGUGCUCGGGUAGAGGUGGAUGAGAAGGCGGUUAUAGCUGCGAUUACCUAUGAGGAUAUUGAGCCUAUUGUUAGUUCUCCUAAGACCGUUACCUUUCAGCUGGACGACGACAAGAACAGCAACAACAAUAGCAGCAAUAACAACAACAACAACAGCAGCAGCAGCGUACCCAGCGGGUCGCCCGACGCCAAUGGGUCAGCAGGCAGUGCACCGGCAACAGAGCCAACUAUUAACAGCACGCAGCAUCCGUCAAGCGGCACCUCAGCGGCUGCAGGCCACGCGGCCGGCGAUGGCGUCAAUGCCGAGAAGAGCGAACAUCUUGGCGCCGUGCUGCCAGAGAAUAAGAAUGUAGGCGUGGCUCUUGGCUUUAUGGUGCCCAUUUGUCUGGUGUUUGCGGUGACGCUGUGGCUCUUCUAUGCGUACCGAAAUCCGCACACACGGAGCGGUCAACUGCUCAUUCAGUCCAAGCAUUUACAUCAGUUCCGUCCCAGCCAGUGGUCAUGGCGACGCGGCGAGGCGCGCUACACGGCGGCCACGAUACACAUGUAGUGCAGCGGAGAGAUAUAAUCGUGCAUCUGUUGCGUGUCACUGGGAUGUAACGUGUCACAGCCGUGACAAAAUAUCAGUUAAAAUGUCUGCCUCCGCUUUCCCGCCCCAUCCUGCGCAAACGCCUUACCUUCCGCCAGCAACUGCAACUGUGACUUGAUAUAGAACAUCAAAUUGAAAUAUAUAUAUAUAUUAAUGCAUAUAUGUAUGUGUACUAACCGGGCAGCUAUCGAUAAUUCUCACAGUUGUCCAUCGUUCAAUCGCUCAUCUCUUACAAACAAUUAACGAAAGCGUGUCUAAUCACAAUUACAAUUGGAAUAGAAAUACAUAUUUCAAUUUAAGAAAGAGAGAGAGAGAGAGAGAGAGAGAAACAUAGCAGUAAAGUAUUUUGGAACACUGAGAGAACAGUAAUUAGCAGUGCAUUAAGAAUAAAACUAACCGAAAUUUAAAGAACCCAUAACAAAAAAGAAAAGGAAAAAAAAGACAAAUACAUUAAUAUCCUAAUCUGCCUAGUACAUUUUAUAAUUGUUGUAAAAGGGCAACAUUGCUUUAAGGAUAAUUGAGUUCAAGCAAGAUGCUCUCCUUGUCUUCUUCUUCUACUUCCUCAUUGAAUAUCCGUGAUCUAGAUCCCUCCCUGUACCUUUAGUUCCCACCAAACAGCUAUACAUAUAUAUAUAUACACACACACACGCACGCAUACACAGACACGGGGCACAGUGCUUUCAAUAUAGUAGUUCAAUUGUAAAAA
Drosophila arizonae is the source of this 3794-nucleotide messenger RNA. Its product is annotated as plexin domain containing lethal (1) G0289. NCBI's taxonomy places the organism in Eukaryota, Metazoa, Arthropoda, Insecta, Diptera, Drosophilidae. The record is from RefSeq and is a predicted model, not a curated record.